CGCUCUCUGCUCCUCUGCUCUAUGGUCAGUGCCAGAAAUCUGAUGAAAAUUACUCGAAAGGAAAAUAUGGUCGUAUUACCCAUUAUCUCUAAACAUAAAAUAUAAGACGCUAUUUAGUUCAACAAGUUUAUUACGAAAUCUUCAAGCUUAAUAUAUAUUUUGUAAUUACUAGAAUGGCCGAAGAUUUUGAUGUAGAGGCAAUGCUCGAAGCUCCAUAUAUAAAAUCGGACACCACAUCCUCUUCAAAACAUCGAUCGGACAAGUAUUCUGAUAAGCACAGAGAUAGGGAAAAGGAUGGCAGUCGAAGACGCAGCAGAUCUCGAGACAAAAGAAGGUCGAGAGAUAGGGAUUCAAGACGCUCAAGAGACAGGGAUGAUAGAAAGAACAAGGAAAAAGAUAGAGAUAGGGAAAAGGACAGAGAUCGUAAGGAUCGUGACAAAGAUCGUAGUGACAGGCACAUAAAAGAUAAAGAUCGCGACAAGGAUAAGGAAAGGGAACGUGAAAGAGACAGGGAGAAGAGGCGAAGUAGAGACAAGGAACGGAGUAAAGAGAGAGAACGUAGUAAGGACAGGCACUCGAGACGCGAAAAAAGUCGGGAAGCAGAACCUAAAAACGAAUAUCGAUCUAAGUCAAGAGGAAUUGAACCUAAAUUAGAGGAUUUGCCCCCAGAGGAAAGAGAUUUGAGAACUGUAUUUUGUAUGCAGUUAUCUCAGCGUAUAAGAGCUAAAGAUUUAGAAGAAUUCUUUUCAUCUGUUGGGAAAGUUAGAGAUGUCAGACUUAUAACAUGUAACAAAACUAGGAGGUUUAAGGGGAUAGCAUAUAUAGAAUUUAAGGAUGCUGAAUCUGUACCAUUGGCAUUGGGUUUAACAGGACAAAAAUUACUUGGUGUCCCUAUUAUAGUACAACACACACAGGCAGAGAAAAACAGAGUAGGCAAUACUUUGCCUAACUUAGCUCCAAAGACAAGUAAUGGUCCCACUAGACUGUAUGUUGGCUCAUUGCAUUUUAAUAUUACAGAGGAUAUGUUGCGAGGAAUUUUCGAGCCAUUCGGGAAAAUUGAUCACAUCCAACUUAUGACUGACCCAGAAACAGGGAAAAGUAAAGGUUAUGGUUUUUUGACGUUCCAUCAUGCAACAGAUGCAAAGAAAGCAAUGGAACAAUUGAAUGGAUUUGAAUUAGCUGGAAGACCAAUGAAAGUAGGAAAUGUUACCGAACGCACAGACGGUGGCUCCAGUACUCGUUUUGAUGCUGAUGAACUAGACAGAGCAGGCGUUGAUCUUGGAGCAACAGGCCGUCUACAAUUAAUGUUUAAGCUUGCAGAGGGAACUGGAUUACAAAUUCCUCCUGCCGCUGCAUCUGUUUUAAUGGGGACUGGAUCGAAUAUAGUUGCUCCACAGCCACAAGUAGCGCCACCAAUAGCAACGCAAUGCUUUAUGCUCAAUAACAUGUUUGAUCCAGCCACAGAAACUAAUCCUCAUUGGGACAUCGAGAUCCGUGACGACGUGAUCAGCGAGUGCAACAAGCACGGCGGCGUGUUGCACGUAUACGUGGACAAGGCGUCGCCGCAGGGCAACGUGUACUGCAAGUGCCCCACUAUAGCUACGGCCGUCGCCUCCGUGAACUCGCUGCACGGGCGCUGGUUCGCGGGCCGCGUCAUCACGGCGGCCUACGUGCCCCUCGUCAACUACCAUUCCCUGUUCCCUGAUGCGAUGACCGCUCUCACGCUGCUUCUGCCUACGCGGCAACGGUAAAAGUGAAAACACAAGUAUGCUUCUCGUAUACUAACUAUAUAUUUAGUGGUGUUCAUAAUUCUAGGUAAUAAAAUAUACAUAUUAUU
Messenger RNA from Papilio machaon (common yellow swallowtail), 1837 nucleotides. It is a transcript of the gene Caper, whose product is annotated as RNA-binding protein 39. Gene Ontology annotation, cellular component: nucleus. The coding region runs from base 174 to 1751 and encodes 525 amino acids. Gene Ontology annotation, biological process: mRNA processing. NCBI's taxonomy places the organism in Eukaryota, Metazoa, Arthropoda, Insecta, Lepidoptera, Papilionidae. Gene Ontology annotation, molecular function: RNA binding. The record is from RefSeq and is a predicted model, not a curated record. The transcript has 8 exons.